Molecule: messenger RNA, 4622 nt
Organism: Octopus sinensis (East Asian common octopus)
Lineage: Eukaryota; Metazoa; Mollusca; Cephalopoda; Octopoda; Octopodidae
Product: cilia- and flagella-associated protein 61-like
Exons: 32
Coding region: 861-4529 (1222 amino acids)
Source: RefSeq, a predicted model, not a curated record
UCAUUGAUGUUUUCUCACUUUAUUUUAUUUCUUUUUUUCCUCAAACCAAACAAAUUAUAAUUCUUAUCAUUGAAUGGAACCCUUAGCAACCUCUUCGAGACCUAGGAUUCUGAGAUACCUCAUUUGGGAAACCCUAGUGGCGAUCCUUCGGUAUAGGUCUCCUGACUAUCGGUAUUAAGAGACAAUGGUCAUUCAGCCAAGCUUCUUUAUCUAUAUCAUGAAAGAAGGUUGUGUGGAUGAAUAAUGUCGUCUACUAAUACCGAAGGAUUGCCACACUAGUUUUAUCGCGUUUAAUUCUAUAUUGACUCAAAUAUUCCCACGAUGUGUUCCUGGGACGUGUAUAAUGAGGUGCUUUAUUAUGACAUGUUACAAAGUAAAUUCAAGAUGGAACAUUCCAGCAAUUACUCCAACCACCUGUGGAACGCUUGUUAACUCCCCGCCGGAUUCGGACUAUUUUCAAACAGGAAGGAUAUUUUAGGAGUGACAAAUGUUCUCCCAAAAUCACCAAUUCUUCCUAAAUGACAUUUGCGUGUUUGUGAAGAGAGAAGAGACAGAGACAGAGCUUAUUGUCAAGGGAGAUAACCGAGGAAGAUUUUGUUGCUUAGCAACAAAGGUUUAAUGACACUUUGAUAUUUCGUUUCCAUUCAUUUGUGAAACGAUUGAAACAGUUUAAUUUCUCUGAUAAUAUUUGUCUUUAGAGUUUGUCUUUUCUUCCGCUAUAUCCCGUCACAGUCCGUUCUGUACCGUUUUUAAUUCGUUACGUUCCGUUACACUCCGCUAGCAACUAGUAAUAUUCGUAAACAAUAUUUUAUUUUAUAUCAGUUUCAGGAGAACUCCCUUUGUUGAUUUGGUGAUCCGACAUGUCUAAAACAAUCUUGUCACCAAACGGUGAAUCGAAAGUGAUAACAGUUCGACGUACAGAAUCUAUUGAUAUCCCAAACAUCUUCAAACUUAUUGAUCAGAAUACAGAGAAAUAUUUUGGGAAACUCAAUGUUUUUAAUUUCAUAGAGAAAGCUGUUUUUUCCAUCUGUUUGGUUGACGAAGAUGACGAGAUAUAUGGACAUGCAACAUUUUUUGAUUUCCCUAAUAUUGACGGCGUGGACCCAGCCAGCUGGGAAGACUGGUUGUCUGCGGCGUCCGAAUCAAGUUACACACCAUUGAACACUCUCUUUAUCGGUCUUUUUGCAUCGAAAAAGGAAUACAUGAGAGGCUGCAUGCGUGAAAUCUUACACACAAUGUUUAUAGCUGUGCCUGAUGUCCAUUACUGCUUUCUGGUCCUGCCAGAAAAUGUCUCCCUUGAUAAUUCUUUUGUGAACAUCUUCAGGAACAUUGCUCAACUCCAGCAAUCGGUCGGAGACAAAUACUUCUCCAUCUUCUUGAGUGAACGCUACAUGUUUGAACCCAUGUUGCACAUAAGGAAUGCCAGGGUAGAAGACACAGAUGAGCUGACACCCCUCUUUGACUCCCUAAACAACACCCUACAGGCUGUUUAUGGGGAUUAUUAUUUGGCUGAGCUGAUUGAGUCCCAGAAUGAUGAGAUGCAAUGCAUUGUGGCUGAGGUUAAUGAUUACGCUGUCGGUUUAAUGAGUAUCAACAGCAACGUUGAUGUGGAAUUCUUGAAUAACAGCUACGACCUGGAGGUGUUUCGUAGCCUGGAGCAGAAGAAAACUGGUUUUCCCAACCUCACUCAGAAAAUAGCCUUUUCUACCGGUUCGGCAAUGUUUCAGAAGUCUGAAGAAUUUGCUUUCCUUCCAGUGCCAAACAAUUCUCUUUCCUCCCUUGGCCCCGAAAGUGAUAUGGCCAUUUCCACAGAAAGUUCUACUGAAAUGGUCAAGCAACUUCGAAGUUGCUCGGCAGAGGAUGUUGAUCUACAUACUGAUGGACGCACCAGCUCAGACUUCAAAUCCGAUCAGAAGACAAAUGCUUUUUACAUCCAGUUGUUUGCCAUCAAUGAAAAAUACCAAACAAGGGCAGAAGACUUCCUCAUGAAAGCCUUUGAGCUUUUUCCUGACUUUGACAUGUGCAUCAUCUCCAUUCCUCAUCUCGUCCCAGAGUUUCCUUUGUUGCGACUUUUUGUGAGAGCAACUCCAAGAAAGGGCUGUUUUCCUCCUCAAGAACUAUAUGUCUUUCAUAAGUCAGGACUUAUCAAGGAUAUUAAAGUGCGAAAGGCCUGCACAUCUGACUUUGAAAACAUCUGGUUUUUGACCAAAAAUAUUCGACAACAAGAGAAACUUCUGGACGACUUGCAGCAGUUUAACGAUUACCGCAGAGACAAAGACGGUACCGACAUAAUGGCAUAUGUGGCCACCGUGGCCGACCGACUUAUUGGAGUGGCUCUCUUACGUAAUGAAGAGGAUAUUGAAUACCUACGAUCUCACUACAACAUCGAGGAUUAUAUAUUUUUUAACCACCAUAAGCAGAGUGAACAUGCCCACCUCUAUCACUUUAUUAUGAAUCCGGCUUUCAAGUAUUUAUCCAAAUUCUUCAUGAGGGAAAUUCUACGACAGAGUUACAAGAACUGCCUUUAUUAUCCACUCUUCCCUUUAUAUGCUUCACGAAAUUUUAUUGGAUCUCAUUCCAUCAUCACUGCUCUCUCAGACAUGAUACCAGUCAGGUAUCGCAGACAAAUUGUCUAUCCACCAAACCUUGGCAUUAAUGCACCUUCAGACCAAGUCUUGAAGGAAGUACCAGCUUUUGCUUUGACACAUAUGAACCGAAAGUUAGCACUGGAACCGAAGAUGACAAUAAAUGCUCGGAUUGUUGUUGUAGGUGCAUCCACGGUGGGCUUGUCCUUUCUGGAGACAUUGAUCUUCUGUCCUCAUUUGAAUUUCAACAACAUCACCCUGGUUUCACCCCAUGGUCUGCCAGCAGAGUCAAAGCCCGACCCACAUCUUCAGAAUAUGAUGGCAUCAAAUUUCUACUACAGUCCAGAUCACCUGGCCAGAACAUCACUGAGGUCAUGGGUGAGUGUGGUCAAAAGUAAGAUGACCAAAAUUGUAAGAGAGAAGAAACAUCUUAUUACAUCUAAUGGCCACACCAUUCCAUAUGACCACCUCUUCCUCUGCUGUGGUCUUCAAUAUACUUCUGUGGUUUGGGAUGUCAAGAAUCCUUUUGCCAAACAGGACCGUUCCUUCUUUGUCAUAAACAAUUUGGUUGAUGCAGCUGAAGCCAUUAAAUGGGUCGUCCUGCACGUCCUUUGUGCACCAGUAUGGAGCCCUGAGAACUUGUGGAAGCACAGCCCAGUGCCAGGGUCGGAUAAAACAGGUAACAUUAUAAUCUACGGUGACACUCUUGAUGCUUACUGCUUCCUGCAGACAAUGCUGGAACUGGGCCUUUCUGGUAAAUCCAUUCACCUGAUGAUUCCGACAACAGAAAAAGUGGCUCCUGAGGUGAAUGACUAUAUCGAGGAAAUGAUCUUCAGUGAGUUGGUCAAUCAGAACGUUCAGAUCCAUUUCAAUUGCGACUUUGUCAAGUGGAGUACCAUCGAGGACUCUUCAAGCAGAUAUGCCUACUUCCACGACAGACGGAAAUCCUUUAAAAUUGAGUAUGUUGUGUUCUUCUGUUACCACACCAAGAAGAUUGACUACAGUGCAUUCAAAGCCAUAAAUGAUGCCUGUCUCAUCGUGGAUCAUAGAAUCGUUAUCAACAAUGAUUUCCACACUGUUGAUCCUAACAUCUGGGCAGCUGGCACCUUCACCAAAUACCAACGGGUUUUAUAUUCUGACAACUGGGUACAUAGCAAGUUUAGCUCAAAGGAAAUAGGUUGUACUCUGGCCAACAAAAUUCUGAAGAUCUUCAAUCCAGUUAUGCAUGAGAAUGAAACUAAAAACCUAGAAGAAGAUGCAGAAUUAGUUAUGGCAUACACCGAACCCAGAAUCAGCAGCGCCUUGCUACCAGGUGGUUUCCAUUACUUAAAUGUGAGCAAACCUGCUGUCAUUAACGAAUUCUAUGACUCAACCGUACAAACUGGUUAUGUUUUAAAAACUGGCAAGCCCACAGACCCUUGCGGCUAUUUCGAAGUUUUCCUCAACCGGUAUAAACAAGUUGAAACCAUCAUUUGUCUUAGAAAGGAACCUUUUGCAGCCAGCAAUUUUGUGGAAUUGUAUGGAGUCCAUGAAUCCAUCCUAAACAACAUGUUGCAGCGUUAUGAGGAAGGCUUAAUAAGGAUUUCUUCUGAUCUUAUAUCUGCCUAUGCUCCAACUUAUAAAUUUUAUCUGCCUACCAAGCUUUUCUUCAUGGAACCGUACUGUCUGCCAAUCUACCAUGAUCGUUUUAAAGACAUACGACAAGAAAUCCGUCAAGUAAUUUUGGACGAGAAGGCAAUGUGCAAUAUUAAUGCAGAACUGAGAGAAAUGCUGCAAGAUUCCGAUGGUGUAGCAGAAAUGUUUCCGAAAGCUGAUCUCUCAGAUCUAAUUGAUAGAUACAUGCAGACAAAUGCUCCGCGCCGUCUCGUCGAACACCAUGUACUCGCUUACCUCUACUACAAUUAUUAUCAUCUACCAAUGUUUGCAAAACCUGGAUGUAUUUAACCAUUUAAGCCAUUCUUCAUCUAUGAAUCUCUCUCACACACACAUGCAUAUAUAUAUGUAUAUAUAUAUAUAUAUAAUAUAUAUAUGUUAUGC